Anguilla rostrata (American eel) is the source of this 1589-nucleotide messenger RNA. Its product is annotated as leukotriene B4 receptor 1-like. Lineage: Eukaryota; Metazoa; Chordata; Actinopteri; Anguilliformes; Anguillidae. The record is from RefSeq and is a predicted model, not a curated record. The coding region runs from base 336 to 1364 and encodes 342 amino acids. Gene Ontology annotation, biological process: G protein-coupled receptor signaling pathway; cell chemotaxis; positive regulation of cytosolic calcium ion concentration. Gene Ontology annotation, cellular component: external side of plasma membrane; membrane. The transcript has a single exon. Gene Ontology annotation, molecular function: C-C chemokine receptor activity; C-C chemokine binding.
CCAAAACUAUAUGAACACCUGAUAUCCAAGAUCUUAUACAAAACCGCGGGCAUUAAUAUGGCGUUGGCAAAGCCAUCGCUGCCGUAACAACCUCCAUUGUUCUGGGAGGGCUUUAUACUAGAUGUUGUGUAGAUGUAGAUUGACUGCACCCAUACGCUGAGCGACAUUGAUUCCAGAAAAUAAAGCACUAGGUCACAGUUAGAAAGAAACUGAGGCAGUGAGAAUGACUUCUUCAGCAGUCAGAGGAUGCUUCGGCAGAUGCUUCAAAAAAAUGUAAAUGCAAACGCUACAGCCAGGCCCUUCAUGGAAAUAAUGUGAAGUGCCUCUUUGUUUAAAUGCGUGUGGAUGGAUUUCUUGUUUGCAUCUCUUUUGAAAACACGAGCAUAUUAGUUUUUGGCUUCCGUAAAACUAGUAUUUCAUUUCCUCAUUCAGAAACUGUUCAGAUCUCCCUCUUCACCAUGCAGCAUCUCAACACCUCCAGCUCCAACUCCACCUUCUCCUGGAAUAUUGACCAAGUGGCCCCCAGUGUGGUCCUGGGGCUGUGCUGUCUGAUGGGCGUCCCUGGCAACAUUGCGGUCAUCGUGGUGAUAGUGCGCAGGUACAAGAGUGAGAAUUUCACCCUGAAGCUGAUGCUGAACCUGGCGGUCUCUGAUCUCUUGUCCCUCAUCACACUACCGAUGUGGAUCUAUGCCUUGCUAUACGGCUGGGUGUUUCAACGCUUGACCUGCAAGUUAAUAACUUAUUUUAUCUUCUGUAAUUUAUACUCAAACCUGCUGACAGUCACUGUGAUGAGCGUGCAGCGCUACCUGGCUGUGCUGUACCCUCAGUACUGGGCGAGGCUGCGUGGGAUGGGUGAGAGGGUUCUGCUGGUCACCCUGUGGGGGCUGUCAGGUGUUCUUGCCUCCCCCGUGUUCGUGGUGUGGGAUGUGGUCAAGGACGAUGGACAGUUAUUUUGCUAUAGGAAGUCCAACGGGGAGGCAGUGGCCGUUCUGCUCAUGGAGACUCUGCUGGGGUUUGUUGUCCCUUUCUCCAUCCUGGUCACCUCUUACUUCUGCCUCCACAAGAAAGUGAACCAGACCGUCUUCUUCAGCAGCCAGAGGAUGACCAGGCUUGUGACCAGCAUCGUGGUCACCUUCUUCAUCCUCUGGAGUCCCUUUCAUGUCAUCAACGUGCUGGAAAUAUCCUCGAUCAUGCUAAAAUCCAGAAGUCUGCUUAAAUUCUCUGAGGUUGCUCGAAACUUUACUGUAGCUCUCACCUUCAUCAACAACUGUGUGGACCCCUUCCUCUAUGCCUUCAGCUCACGAAAUCUCAAGAUUCCCAGUCAUCAGGAAACACCACAAAUGUCUCCACCAGGAAUGUCUUAAACAUCUGGCCAUCUUCCUAACGUCUCCACAGCUGAGGAACUCCAUUCUUACUGCUACAGUAAACUGUCUGUUGAACUGAAAUGUACAAUUGACAGUUCAAGCAUUUAUCAGAUGCAAAGUAACGUCAUGGAGCCAUGUCAGUUUUUGUACAUAGCCUUUUUAUCAUCUAGAUUGCUUCUUAAAUUUCUUUCUACGUGCUUAGCUUUUUAUAAAUUAGACCAGUCA